AUGUCUUCCAGCAACUCGUCCACCGUUGCUCGAUUUGAGGAUCUCCCUCCCCCACCCCCGGCGCCGACCAGCUCCGAGUUCCCUUCUUCAAUCUGGGAUGGCUUCCCAUCCUCCAAACCAUCCGAGUAUUCCGGUAAAUCCGCUUCCGAACCCGCUCAACCUGACACUGACCCCUCCGGGAAGAAGUGA
Molecule: messenger RNA, 189 nt
Organism: Coprinopsis cinerea okayama7#130
Lineage: Eukaryota; Fungi; Basidiomycota; Agaricomycetes; Agaricales; Psathyrellaceae
Exons: 2
Coding region: 1-189 (62 amino acids)
Source: RefSeq, a predicted model, not a curated record